Molecule: messenger RNA, 2133 nt
Organism: Zingiber officinale
Lineage: Eukaryota; Viridiplantae; Streptophyta; Magnoliopsida; Zingiberales; Zingiberaceae
Product: rab escort protein 1-like
Exons: 9
Coding region: 69-1769 (566 amino acids)
Biological process (GO): vesicle-mediated transport; protein geranylgeranylation; small GTPase-mediated signal transduction
Cellular component (GO): cytoplasm; Rab-protein geranylgeranyltransferase complex; cytosol
Molecular function (GO): GDP-dissociation inhibitor activity
Source: RefSeq, a predicted model, not a curated record
CUAAAGAAAAAAUGGGGUGUGUCCAUUGGGCCAUAUUUUUUCCUCGGUAACACGGGUAGGGUUGACCCAUGGAAGCGGCCGGCGCCUCCGACGAGACCUCUCCGUUUCCCUCCUCCACCACCUCCUCCUCUAUCUCUCACCCUACACAGUAUCCGACUAUCGAUCCCACUACCUUUGACCUCAUCGUCUGUGGCACCGGUCUACCUGAAUCCCUCAUUUCCGCCGCUGCCGCUGCAGCCGCCAAAUCAGUGCUCCACCUCGACCCCAACCCCUUCUAUGGAUCACACUUCUCCUCUCUAUCGCCCUCUUCCUUAGUCUCCUUCCUCAACUCCUCUGACGACCACCCUUCCACUGCUCCACACGCCGUCGAAGACUCCGAUGACCAUGCCUCCUUCUAUCUCCGCCGACGCCCCGUCUAUUCCCAAGUUGAAACAUCUGGAUCCUUCCCAGAAUCUUCCCAUGGAUUCCUCUUGGAUCUCGUUGGACCCCGGGUGAUAUACUGCGCUGACUCCAUGGUGGAUCUGCUAACACGCUCUGGUGCUAGUAACCACGUUGAGUUCAAGAGCGUCGACGCGACCCUUAUGUACUGGGAAGGAAAACUUUGCCUCGUUCCGGACUCGAGGGAGGCCAUCUUUCGAGAUCGCACACUGAGCCUGGGGGAGAAGAGUCAGAUGACCAAGUUCUUGAGGCUGAUCCAAGGGCACAUUGCAUCUGAACCAAGUGUCGAGGAAGUAAAAGAGGGAAUUCUUAGAAUCCCAGCAGAGGACUUGGAGAGGCCGUUUACUGAUUUCCUACAGAACAAACGCCUCCCUCCUAAGAUCAAAGCGAUGAUUCUAUAUGCAAUUAUCCUAGCCAACUAUGAUCAAGAGGAUGCAGAAUCGCUUAAUAAUUUGAUACUGACAAAAGAUGGAAUUGAGAGUUUGGCUCUUUACACUAAUUCUGUUUCUAGGUUUUCUAAUGCAGUUGGUGCAUUCAUCUAUCCUAUGUAUGGGCAUGGAGAACUACCUCAAGCUUUCUGUCGUUGUGCAGCUGUUAAAGGCGCUCUUUAUGUCUUGCGCAUGCCAGUGAGUGCAAUUAUUGUUGAUAAGGAAACAGGUGGGUGUAAAGGUAUUAAAUUGGCAUCUGGUCAGGACAUAUUCAGUCAGCAGGUGGUUUUGGAUUCAUCAUUUGAAGUUCCAUCAUCAAUGUUGCCGUCAAAUAUUGUGGAUAAAAAGUUGAAUUCCUAUAGCUCUUAUAAAGUUGCUAGAGGAGUUUGCAUCACUACUAGCUCUAUACUACCAGAUUCUUCAAAUGUUCUGGUGAUUUUCCCCCCAAAGUCAUUGUAUCCUGAGCAGUUAACAACAGUUCAAGUGCUUCAGCUGAGCAAAAACGUAGCAAAUUGUCCACCAGGAUGGUUUGUGGUGCAUCUUUCUACGCCAUGUAAUGAUGCUAUUUUGGGGAAGGAAUAUAUAAAAGCUGCUAUCAAUGCUUUAUUCCUUGUUACAGAUGAUGACGGGCUUGAAAUAAGUAAUUCAUCUCCAAAUGGAAGCCACAUAGAAGAACAGAAACCAGCUCUAAGAUGGUGCAUAAUCUAUGUUCAAGAGCAAAAACAGGCUUCAUUUGGCUCUUUAUGUUCAUGCCCUAUGCCUGAUGAGAGUCUUGACUACAAAUUCAUAUUGGAGGCAACCAAAAAGUUAUUUACAACCAUGUAUCCUGAGGAUGAUUUUUUCCCAGCUUCAAAGGCAUCAGAUGACAGUGUAGAAGAAAACCCAGAAGAGAUUGAAAGUUAAGCGUAAUUUUAUUUGCUUUUCUUUGUGGUUUGUACUUGUUGGAUAUGAUACAUAUGACUCCCACAAUCAUGGUGCAAUGGCUGCUUCAUGAGCUGCAAGUGCUGGAGCUGCUAUAUGAUUGGGCUUGCGCACCAACUUUCAGACGAGACGACGCUGUCAACGGAUUGAGUUAUUUGUUUCGACAAUUGAGUUAAGAUGCUGUGAACAUCAGCAUGAAACAUGUAAAGCGUGUCAUCCGCUGCUACUGGCAUGCCAUUUCUUACUGAAUUAAGAGUCGAUGAAAUUUUUAUAACUAAAAUAUCAUUUGGAUCUGAAAAUAAUAUAACGAUCAAUUGAAUAGUUUAAGAUGCGAACUUUCUGAUAA